CAUCGCUCAUAUGGAAAAGUAUAUUCCUCCAAAUCAGUAGCAAGAUACCCAUCAUCAGUGGGCCACGACUUAGUAGCCGUGACAGACAAAGAGAACUAUGUGUUGACGGAGGAGGAGAAGGAGAUCAUCAUACAUCUCAAGGAGUGGUGGGCUAAACAUUGCUCUGAGUUCACUCCACAAGGUGAAGUACAUUGUACAGUGAAAAGAACAAGGAAUGUUGCAGAAGAAAGUGCCCAGACAUGCAAACUCCCCAAUACACCAAAGACGAGA
Messenger RNA from Homarus americanus (American lobster), 270 nucleotides. RefSeq lists its product as uncharacterized. The record is from RefSeq and is a predicted model, not a curated record. Lineage: Eukaryota; Metazoa; Arthropoda; Malacostraca; Decapoda; Nephropidae. Gene Ontology annotation, biological process: regulation of telomere maintenance via telomerase; telomere capping. Gene Ontology annotation, cellular component: chromosome, telomeric region; nuclear telomere cap complex. Gene Ontology annotation, molecular function: G-rich strand telomeric DNA binding; telomerase inhibitor activity.